Notothenia coriiceps (black rockcod) is the source of this 1392-nucleotide messenger RNA. It is a transcript of the gene yaf2, whose product is annotated as YY1 associated factor 2. The transcript is spliced from 4 exons. Lineage: Eukaryota; Metazoa; Chordata; Actinopteri; Perciformes; Nototheniidae. Gene Ontology annotation, cellular component: nucleus. The coding region runs from base 86 to 685 and encodes 199 amino acids. Gene Ontology annotation, biological process: positive regulation of DNA-templated transcription. Gene Ontology annotation, molecular function: DNA binding; transcription coregulator activity. The record is from RefSeq and is a predicted model, not a curated record.
CUAGUGUCUUUAGAUGAAGACUUUAUCGGGCCGUUUGAGGGCAGAAAGCUCGGUCAAUGGAUGAAGCUGCUUUACUGAAGUGCUCAUGGCGGAUGGCUGCUGGUUUGGUAUGGGGGAAAACUGCCUGUGUGAACUGAAAGCUCCCCUUUUCUCUGUGACUGACUUGCCAAAGCGGCAACCUAAGCCCUCCGCAGAUGACAAUUACUGGGACUGUAGCGUCUGCACGUUCAAGAACACCGCUGAGGAGUUCAAGUGCAUGAUUUGUGAUGUGCGGAAGGGGACGUCCACUCGAAAACCACGGCCUGUUUCUCAGCUGGUCACACAGCAAGCAAAUCAGCAGUUUGCAUCACCCACACUCCCCAAAAAGGAGAAAAAAGAAAAAUCAGAGAAAGCCAAGAGUGAUAAAGACCCAACACUGAAAAAGAAAAGCCAUAAAAAAACGAGGCCCCGGUUAAAAAACAUCGACAGGAGCAGCGCCCAGCAUCUAGAAGUCACAGUUGGAGACUUGACUGUAAUAAUCACAGACUUUAAGGAGAAAGCCAAACCCACGCCAACUUCAACAGGUGCUGCCUUAGCAGACCAACACAGUCAAAGUGGCUCCAGCUCUGAUAACACUGAACGGGGGGUGUCCCGAUGCUCUUCGCCCCACAGGGAAGCCUCACCGGUUAACGGAGAGACUCACUAACCUUCACACACCCCAUUCUUCUGCACUCUCAACAGCCUCGAGCAGAGAUUACAAUUCAACAUGCACGUUUUUUCGUUAAAUACUUUAAAUGCAAAUAUGAUAGCAUUCACUUCUGACGCUGUAUUUUUCACUGCCAUUCCACGAUGAUAAAGAAUUCAGGAGGUGGGACGUGUGCUGUAUGCUCAACUCAAAGAACUGUUGCAGCAUGAUGAACGGAGAAAAGGAACGGUAGCAUUAAAUCCUGGAUGUCAUUUGAACUGUGCCAAGUGUUACUUCAGCAUCACACUGAGCUGGUUGUUGCUGCACAGAAUAAAUUAUGCAUUGUGAAAGAAAAUAUAAAAUGUAAUCUCAGAAUUGUAGUUUAUUUUUGAAUUUUGUUAUCGUAAUUUGCACUUAAUGGCAUCCAAUGUUCAUGAUAACAUUUGUUAGCAUUAAUUCCUCUGUUUAAUUUUCAGUAAAUCAUUACACUGUUGGUUACUGGCCUGAUCCAGCUCCAGUUUAUGCCAUUGGAUGCAAUACUUUUUUUACUGUCUAACAUUUGAGUUCAAAUAUUGAAUAAGUAUGCUUCUCGUUCACUUGGUAGAGCUAAGCAUGAUGUAAUCUAUAGCAGUGGUUCCCCACCUGGGGGGCGCGCCCCCCUUGGGGGGGCGCCAAAGAUCGCAGGGGGGGUGCCAGGCCUCAGAUGAUUUGAGGCCAAAUAUCGUAUU